This is a messenger RNA of Fraxinus pennsylvanica, 1488 nucleotides long. The record is from the annotation of a GenBank genome assembly. Lineage: Eukaryota; Viridiplantae; Streptophyta; Magnoliopsida; Lamiales; Oleaceae.
AUGGAAUUAUCUUCAUUUUCAACCAUUUUCUUGCUACUUCUCUUUGCUUUUACUUUAGCAGAAGUGGAAUCAGUAUAUUUUCCAGGAAUUUACCAGUCUUCAUUGAAGAAAAUUGGCAAAACUGUGAAGCCAAAGAUACCUUACAAAGCCCAGUAUUUUCCUCAGGUUUUAGACCACUUCACAUUUCAACCUAAGAGUUACAAAAUAUUCUAUCAGAAGUAUCUGAUAAAUAGCCAGUACUGGCAAAAAGGAGCCCCCAUAUUUGUGUAUACAGGCAAUGAAGGAGAUAUCGAUUGGUUUGCUGCCAAUUCUGGCUUCAUGCUUGAUAUUGCUCCGAAAUUUCAUGCUCUCCUAGUCUUCAUUGAGCAUAGGUUUUAUGGAGAAUCAAUGCCAUUUGGGAAGCAUUCUUACGGGUCUGCAAAGACAUUGGGGUACUUGAAUUCACAGCAAGCACUCGCUGAUUAUGCAGUCUUGAUAAGAAGUUUGAAGCAUAAUUUAUCUUCUGAGGCAUCCCCAGUUGUAGUCUUUGGAGGGUCCUAUGGUGGAAUGCUUGCAGCUUGGUUUAGACUCAAAUACCCCCACAUAGCCAUUGGAGCAUUGGCAUCUUCAGCCCCAAUUUUGCAGUUUGAUGACAUUACUUCAUGGUCUAGCUUCUAUGAUGCAGUUUCCCAGGAUUAUAAGGAUGCAAGCUUAAAUUGCUAUGAGGUGAUAAAGGGUAGUUGGGCUGAGUUGGAUUCUAUAUCAGCAAAAGACGAAGGGUUGGCUGAACUCAGCAAGGAUUUCAGAGCUUGCAAGCAAGUUCAUUCAAUUAAUUCUGCACGUGACUGGAUAUUGGAAGCUUUUGUUUACACAGCAAUGGUGAAUUACCCAACAGCAGCUAAUUUUAUGAUGCCAUUGCCUGCUUAUCCAGUAGAAGAGAUGUGCAAAAUUAUUGAUGGAUCCUCACCACAAACCACAAAGCUCAGCAGGGUUUUUGCAGCUGCAAGCUUAUAUUACAAUUAUUCACAAACAGAAAAAUGCUUCAAGCUAGAAGAUGAAACUGAUGAACAUGGCCUCAGUGGUUGGAACUGGCAGGCAUGUACAGAGAUGGUUAUGCCAAUGGUGGUUUCAAAUGAGAGCAUGUUUCCUCCAUCUUCGUUCAGUUACAAGGAGAAUGCAGAGGGUUGCAUGAAACAAUUUGGAGUCGCGCCACGCCCACACUGGAUCACCACUGAAUUCGGAGGCACAAGGAUUGAACAAGUACUCAAGAGGUUUGGUAGCAACAUCAUUUUCUCCAAUGGAUUGCAAGAUCCAUGGAGCAGAGGCAGUGUGCUGAAGAACAUAUCAAGCAGCAUUGUGGCCUUAGUGACCGAGAAAGGAGCACACCAUACGGAUUUGCGUUCUGCAACUAGAAAAGAUCCGGACUGGCUCGUCAACCAGAGAAAGCAAGAAGUGAAAAUCAUUCAGAAGUGGAUUGCAGAUUACAAUCUUGAUAUGAAGCAAGAAUAG